Xenopus laevis (African clawed frog) is the source of this 1605-nucleotide messenger RNA. Its product is annotated as E3 ubiquitin-protein ligase TRIM7. Lineage: Eukaryota; Metazoa; Chordata; Amphibia; Anura; Pipidae. The record is from RefSeq and is a predicted model, not a curated record. The coding region runs from base 1 to 1605 and encodes 534 amino acids. The transcript has a single exon.
AUGGCGACUGCUGAUCUGAGAGAAGAGCUGGAGUGCUCCAUCUGCCUGAAUCUUUUUGCUGACCCUCUGACACUCUCAUGUGGACAUCAUUUUUGCCAGGGCUGCAUUGGGAGCCUGCUGGACACCCAGGAGGCAUCAGGGCUUUACACCUGCCCUGAAUGCAGAUUGGAUUACCAGGAGCGGCCUGUGCUUCAGAGGAACAGAAAACUGGCCAACAUAGUGGGGCUUCUCUGUUCUACUGCCCCAGAGAUGGACAGGGCAGAGACCUACUGCACUUACUGUAUCUAUUCUUCUGUACCUGCUGUCAAAACAUGUCUGCACUGUGAGGCUUCUCUGUGUGAUAAGCACCUAAGGGUGCACAGCAAGUCAGAAGAUCAUGUCUUAGUUGAGCCCACCACCUUGGUGGAGAACAGAAGAUGCUCAGUCCACAAGCAGAUAACGGGGUACUACUGCUGUGAGGAUGGGGCAUGCAUCUGUGCAUCUUGCUACGUGAUUGGGGAGCACCGGGGACACUCAGUGGAGCUUCUGACUGAGGCUUCUGAGAAAAAGAAAGUGAAACUGAGGUCGGUACUGGAGAAACUGGAACCAAAGAAAGACCAGACUUUGGAAAGGAUCCAGAUGUUACGGGAGCACAGAAGCCAAAUGCAACAACAGGCCUCUCAUACAGCAAAGCGGGUCAGAGACGUAUUUCAGUACAUGAGAGAUCAGCUGGAGGUCAGAGAGAAACAAGUCCUGAGUGAAAUCUUGAGACUGGACCAGCACCUUUCCCUCACACUCUCUGGUCUCAUUGAACAGUUAGAAACACAGAAGGCUGAGCUCUCCAGGAAGAUCCAACAAAUUAAGGAGCUGUGCAACAUGGUGGACCCUUUAACCAUCUUGCAGCACCUAAAUUCUGAUGAAACUGACUUUUUUGGUCCAAAGGGUAUCAAUAAUAGUCAAGGAAAUCGAGAUGAAAAGAUCCUUCCUGUGGAGUUUUUUGAGGAGGAAAAGAUCUUAGAGAACCUCAUGGCAGGAUUGGAUGAUACUGUGACUGGCGCAAAGACAUGGUGGCUCUACGGGCAGGAGAACCAAGGAAUGCAAUUGGACAUACAGACAGCUGCUAAUUAUGUGGCUCUAUCAGAGGACAUGAAAAGUGCCUCCUGGGCUGGAAUAAACCAGCGCCGGCCACAAACGCCAGUUCGAUUUCAGAACCCUCAAGUUUUAAGCACCAAUAGAUUUUUAUCAGAGCGAAACUACCUGGAUGUGGAGGUUAGUGAAUCCGGGGGGUGGAGUGUUGGGGUGGCCUAUGCCAGUAUAGCAAGAGAAGGAGAACAGUCCUGGAUUGGAAAUAACAGCAGCUCCUGGUGUCUGUAUAGAUACAAUAAUAUGUAUUCUGUGAGACACAACAGCCAAGGAACCAAACUGCCCCACAGCCCGUCCUGCGGGAGACUCAGGAUCUCUUUGGACCAUAAGGGCAAAUGUUUAUCCUUUUAUGAGCUGAGCGAGCCAAUCAGACACUUGCACACGUUCAGAGCUUCCUUCAAUGAGCCGCUUCAUGUGGCAGUCAGGGUGGGUUGGAUGGGCAAUGCCUGGGUGAGAAUUAUUAGCAACAAAGCUAUCCAAUAA